AAUAAGGUAAAGCAUGGUGUCCAUACACGAGGACAGACAUGAGGACUGGCUAACCGGAGAUUUAAGAUUGUUGCACUGCUUCUAAGCGCUUCAUCUUCUACUAUCUUGUUCCCCGCCGGCGCAUACAGAGCGUCGAGAUGCCGGCUUUCUUGCGCUUCGACGAACUGGCACAUUCCUGCGUUCAGGAUAUUCAUGAGCGGUUCGCUAUUGCUCACCGCACCCGCUCUGGAGUACCCGGACCGUCCGCUCAGCUCGGAGCUAGAAGAAGUCUAGUAACGUCGUUCGCUGAAGAGGCACCAUCAAGUGCCACGGGUGCAAGUAAGAUCGGAGGAGGAGGAGAGGACGAUGAUGAAGAUGAUGACAGAAUGAAUAUCUUGGAGGAGGAUGAUAGUGGGAACGCUGAGCUACUGCGCGAAGAAGAUGAAGCAAAAGUUCUAGAGGAGGAAGGAACAGGGUUACCUGGAGGACCGGGACCACAAGUCGGAGUUGGAGCUGGAUCAAGUAGUACAUCAAGUAGUAGUUCAGGACCAGGUGGGAGUGGAGGCCCUUCACAGUUGAAAACCCUUUUUGAGCAUGUUGUACAGGGAACUCCUCAUGCUUUUCUGUCCACUUUGGUUCAUGCAAGACAGACCGCGGUGAAGGCUGCACACCCCGCAACGAAAACUGUUGGAGCCUUGCGUGAAACCGCAGCAGCCAAGCUUGGCUUGGGGUUGGAAGAAGACGCAUCUGCUGAAACGCUCAAUGCUGAUAAGGAUUUUCUGAUCUCUGCUCUGCCAGUCCCGUUGCGACCCUAUGCCAGACAGAAACUUGGUACCAUUUAAGGCUCCCCCAAUGAUUCAUCCUCCAUCUUGUUAAUAGCACCAUGGAUGCAUCCUGAAGGUUCUACUCUUUUCACAAGUGAAAAAAGAGCUCCUUCAUCUCUUUUCGAAGAAUUCGAAGUUGUGGAGCUUCAUCAGGAUUCACAUUUCAGCAGGAUCUUCUAGAUAUGCUGCUUCGAUAUCUUCAUGGAGAUCAUUUCAGGAUUCAUAUCAUAUGCUUCGAUAUCUUCAUGGAGAAGAAGCUCUAAACUAGCCGUUCCGUAGUUUGCGGGAAUCAAGAACAACUGUUAGCGAAUCCGGUUGUCCGUAAUGCGUGGCUCACCUCUGGGGUGGACCCGGAUUUGCAGGCAGCCUCUGAGAACAAUGCCUGUGGACGUCCUAUACACUACGACGAAGUCGAACACUAUAUUUAAGGCUAGCAGAAAUCCAUCUUCACAAGCAUCCUGAGACCGUUUUCAAGGGGAAAAAGGUCCUCGGAUGCGUCUCAGGAUGGAUUUCUCUUAGUUCUAAUACAUGCGAGAACGAUCAUUCGUACCGCCAGGGUGUAAAGAGUACCUGUUGGAAGCAGCAGCAUCUUCUCCUGGCAGAUCUGGAGGAGGAGGAGGUGCUGGGAAAAGUGCAGGAGCUCCUUCGACUUUAUCAGGUUCAUUAUCAAUCGCAUCGUCUGUAGCAAAAACAUCAACAAGUAGUUCUUCAAAGCUGUCAUCCUCCUCAACACCUCGUCCAACAGACGUGAUCGACUCCCUCUAUGAGUCGGAUGAGGUGCUCUCCGACCAAGACCGCUUCAAAGCUCUAGACGAAAUCGCGUCGAUGCAAGAACAGAUAGAACUGCUGAAGACUGAUCCAGACCGCUUUUCUCGCGCUCGUGCCCUCUGCGCGUUGCUGAGUCGUGAGGAUCUCCAUCUUCUAAAAAGUUCAGACAUGACAAAGAGAAUGUACGUAGAUGGGAUUUGUGCGGAAGAG
Amoebophrya sp. A25 is the source of this 1781-nucleotide messenger RNA. NCBI's taxonomy places the organism in Eukaryota, Dinophyceae, Syndiniales, Amoebophryaceae. The record is from the annotation of a GenBank genome assembly.